AUGUCGAACGAUACGGAUUAUACGAACUUCGUAAUAAACAACAUUGAAAACGUCCUAUCCGAGCUUCUUACUAAUCCAUUUCAACCGAUAUUUGAGAAUUUUUGGAACGAAAUGUUAAGGAAAUAUUCGAAAUAUACUAUUGCUGUUUACGGCUCUUUGAUAGUUCAUGAGGUUGUAUACUUUGGCUUGUGCUUGCCGUCAUUUCUCUUUCAAUUCAUUCCGUUCAUGAGGAGGUUCAAAAUUCAAAAGGAUAAGCCUGAGACGUUUGAAAAUCAGUGGAAAUGCUUGAAACUGCUACUAUUCAAUCAUUUCGUUGUUCAGCAUCCGAUAAAUCACGUGAUGAGCCGAUUUAAUGCGAAAUCAAGCAAGAUAUUUGGCAGCUUUUUAGACUUCGCAUUGAGGAAUGGUUUACACGGUGUGAAGCAGAUAGUUGUGGGAUGUACUAAUCACUAUUCAUCUAAGAGGAGCGAGUUAAUCCACCGCUGUACAACGACACUCCACUUCAAUGAAGGAUUCUAA
This is a messenger RNA of Helobdella robusta, 519 nucleotides long. RefSeq lists its product as hypothetical. The transcript has 6 exons. The coding region runs from base 1 to 519 and encodes 172 amino acids. NCBI's taxonomy places the organism in Eukaryota, Metazoa, Annelida, Clitellata, Rhynchobdellida, Glossiphoniidae. The record is from RefSeq and is a predicted model, not a curated record.